Lactuca sativa (garden lettuce) is the source of this 1950-nucleotide messenger RNA. The record is from RefSeq and is a predicted model, not a curated record. Lineage: Eukaryota; Viridiplantae; Streptophyta; Magnoliopsida; Asterales; Asteraceae.
GGGUUCUGGGUGAGAUCACACACAGCGACUAUUUUAAGAGCCUCUCUCUCUCUCUCUCUCUCUCUCUCUCUCUCUUCUUCGUUGAUUCUUCUUUCCAUAACAAAAUUCUGCUCCUCUCCACCACCAAAAAUCAAAAUCCCUUAUUUUCAGGGGUUAUUUUUUUUGCGUAAUUUGAAGUCACAUCCUUCGAAUCAUUGAAAAAUCUUCUUUCUUUUCCAUCUGAGGUUUAAAUGGGUUUCUAGUUUUUGCUUCAAUUCAACUUCAUUUUUCUAGAAUUUUGUGGGUUUUACUCAUUCCAACAUUUAAAAGGUUUUAUUUGGGUAUUUGUGUUCAAGAAACCUUUGAAGAAUUCCGUCUUUUCCCAUCUGGGUUUAAUUUCUUUUCCAAUCUUGUUCCGAAGUCCACUUCAUAUUUUCUUUAUUUUAUGGGUUUUACUUCUUUCAACAUUUGAAGGGCUGUUUUGCGUUUGAUUGCUUCUCUCUUUAUUGAAUUUCAAAAAAUCUUGCAAACCAUGCUGUAAAAACCCUGAUUUUGUUCCUUACUUUUCAGUUUACCCUUUCUUCCGACUAUAUAUAUACCAUGGAUUUGAAGAAAUUUCAAGAAUCAACCGAUGGUGAGACUGCUACCAUGAAACCCGAAUCAAGAAGCGUUGGUUCUUCACCAAAAAAUUCGAGUGGUCAACUAAGUGGUUUAGGUUCAAAGUCGAAGGAAUUUGGCAAUAUGAAUAAUAAAGAAAUGUUUUUGAGGGCUGAUAAGAUCGAUUUCAAGAGCUGGGAUGUUCAAUUGGAUAAACAUUUGAGUAGGGUUUGGUCAAGAGAUAGAGAGAAAGAAGCAGCUCAUACUAAAAAAGAGGAAUGGGAAAUUGAUUUAGCUAAAUUGGAUAUAAGGAAUGUUAUCGCUCAUGGAACUUAUGGUACUGUUUACAGAGGCGUUUAUGAUGGUCAAGAUGUUGCAGUGAAGGUAUUGGACUGGGGAGAGGAUGGACUUGCCACUGCUGCUGAGACUGCGAAUCUUCGGACAUCUUUUCGACAAGAAGUUGCUGUUUGGCACAAACUUGACCACCCAAAUGUCACCAAGUUUGUUGGAGCUUCAAUGGGGACUUCAGAUCUUAAGAUCCCAACAAAUAACACUUCAAAUGCUGCUCAGAACUCUUUACCCUCAAGGGCUUGUUGUGUUGUGGUGGAGUAUCUUCCCGGUGGGACCCUCAAGAAAUACCUAAUCAGGAAUAGUAGAAAGAAACUGUCUUUCAAGAUUGUUGUUCAGCUUGCUUUAGAUCUCUCUAGAGGUUUAAGCUACCUUCACACAAAGAAGAUUGUACACCGUGAUGUGAAAACCGAAAAUAUGCUGUUGGAUUUAAAUCGAACCCUAAAGAUUGCUGAUUUUGGAGUUGCUCGUGUUGAAGCUCAAAACCCUAGAGACAUGACUGGUGAAACAGGAACUCUGGGCUACAUGGCUCCAGAGGUUCUUGAUGGAAAACCCUACAAUCGGAAAUGUGAUGUGUAUAGUUUUGGGAUUUGUUUAUGGGAAAUUUAUUGCUGUGACAUGCCCUAUGCUGACCUUAGUUUUGCUGAAGUAUCCUCUGCAGUUGUUCGUCAGAAUCUACGACCCGACAUUCCAAAAUGUUGCCCGAGUGCAUUUGCAAGCAUUUUGAAAAAAUGUUGGGAUGCGAACCCGGACAAGAGACCCGAAAUGGAUGAGGUGGUGAGGCUUUUAGAGGCGAUUGAUACAAGUAAAGGCGGUGGAAUGAUCCCCGAAGAUCAAGCCUCUGGUUGUCUUUGUUUUGCCAAAACCCGUGGCCCCUGAUUUAUAUCGUUUUUCCUCAUCAUUUUGCAUAAGUUUACGAGGACGUAAACAGACACAAAAAUUUUGUCACUUUGUCAAGCAUAUUUAUAUAUGCCUUAUUUGGUUGUUUGCUAUAUAAAUAUUAUUAUAACAAUUACUGUUUAUAUA